Molecule: messenger RNA, 875 nt
Organism: Arachis stenosperma
Lineage: Eukaryota; Viridiplantae; Streptophyta; Magnoliopsida; Fabales; Fabaceae
Product: vegetative cell wall protein gp1
Exons: 1
Coding region: 130-639 (169 amino acids)
Source: RefSeq, a predicted model, not a curated record
ACUAUAUAUCAAUCACAAUAACAACCCCAUUCUCAUUCCUCUGUUCUACUUCAAAAAACAGAACAGCACUGUCUCUGUUUCUCUGUUUUCUUCUUCUUCUUCUUCUUCGGUUUCGGUUUCUGUUUAGCCAUGGCACUGUCACGUGCCAUGCUCGUGUUAUCUAUGUCUAUAAUUCUGGUGGCAACAAUGUCCACAGCGCAACAAGCUCCGUCACCUUCACCUUCAGCUUCACCUAAGAGCUCACCAUCAACACCAAAAACACCAUCGCCAGCUUCACCAAAGGCCCCCACCACCACCCCUCCACCACCUGCCGCAUCUCCGGUCUCACCACCGGUUUCACCGCCCUCACCAAUGUCCAGUCCAAGUCCAACUUCCUCAAGCCCAACCCCAAGCCCAUCUUCCACGACGUCAACACCUCCUUCAGCCUCUGCUCCUUCCCCUGCUUCAUCACCAGCCAUGGACUCUCCACCAUCUCCCACGCCGUCAUCGUCACAGUCACCGUCACCGUCACCGUCACCGUCACCAUCCACCGGAGCGCCUCCGAAGUCCCCAAGCUCAAACGCGUUUGUUCAUGGAAGCAGCUUCAGCUUGGUGAUGGUAGCAGCAUUGUUGGGUGGUGGUGCAGUGCUUCUUGGUUGAAGAGAAAGGAUGGUGUGUACUUGGUUGUAGCUUCUUCCUUUUCUCUCUAGUUUUACACUCGUUCCUUUUAGCUUCUUGUUUCAUAGAUUUGGUGUAUGAUUUUUGAGUGCUUCAUUGUUGAUUUGUUUGGGAGGAUGAGCAUCUAUUUACAUAACAGACAUGUGUGUGUAUUUAUGUUACUUGUCACAUUGUAGCAUUUUGUAGCUCACUCAAUAAGAGAGAUCUCAUUAUUUCUA